CUCUUAAGUGAUGUGAAGAUUUGGUUUAGUUGUUUAGUAAUUCACACUGCAUGGAUACAUGAUGCCCAAUACCUCAAAAAUGUUACAAAUAAGCCCUGGUGUAAAACUGGCAAGGUAGGCUACUUAUUAAUUUUUUCUUUUAGGCUUCCAGUUAUAUUUAGAGAUAUGUCAUUUUUAAUCAGCUAUGGUCUUUGAUAAAUAGGACUUCUCAGCAGUUCCAUCUAGUAUGCAAAGCUGAUUAGUUCCUAUUCAUCAUUUGGAGCAAUUUUCCAACCACAUGAAGUGUUUUGUAACAAACACUUAGACGUAUGACUUGCUAUAAUUUGCUAUAUGAUUAUGACACUUUGCUUCUUUUAAUGUUAUUGAAGGAUCCAUAGAACUUCCUUUCCCUUUUCUUGGGUUAGGUAAGUUCAUUAAAACUUCAUUAUUAUACAUUUAACUUGGACUCAUCAGUAAGUUGACUUGGAUUAUUAUUCAUACUAAUUCAAGUCCAUGGUGCCCUUACUUGCCUCAUGCCUAGUGUUCAUGUCCAGAUGCUCUGCAGCUCUGAUCAGAAUAAACUUAUUGAAGAUGAAUGAAUGAAUAACUUCAAGAAAUCACCAAAUGCCUACUGUAGAUUUCAAAUAACAAAAUACAUUAUGUUUUUUGGGAGCAUUUAUUAAUUUGGCUGGUACGUUUAUCCAAAGCAAACUACAAAUCAGACAGAAUACAAAUGAGUAGUUGAUGGUGAACAUUAAGAAUAAAACAAGACCAGAUGUGCUGUUAAUGAAAAAGAAUCAAUAACAACAUGAAGUAUUAACUGGGGUGGUACCACCCCAAAGUUUAUUAUUUUCCAGUAACAGCAUGUCCUGAAGUGAUGUAUAUUUUAUAUACAACAACAAUUUGCCAACAAUUCAAAUUUUUCAUUCAUUCAUUAACAGUGUACCAUGCUUCUUUUUUUUUUAUCUGUUCAGAGUUACAUUUAAUUUGUAUGGGUUUUUUUUUUCUAACUUUAAUACAGUACGUGUGAAAAUAACUGCACAUACUGAAUGACAAAUAUUUUGCAAUCUUAGAUCCUUCAAUCUUUAACGACAAACUGACAACUGGAGGAAAAGCUAUAGGAGUAGCAUGGUCCAUAUUGACCCUGUUUGUUUCCUGCCUUUUUAUUUGAACUUACUAGUUUGUCAUAAAGGGUGGAGCAAGUGGUUGGUGUUUCUAAAUGAUUACUGUUAAUGACGAAGCACACUUCUAAAGGAUUAGCUGGUCAUUUCUGGAGAAGGAUCUGCAUCCGUGGGACAAGAGGUUGCAAGAUGACUGUAACACAAAAAUGCAGAGCAAUAGAACUUGCUCUGGUGGCUAUGAAAAUCAUUUAAAGACCAGCAAAUCAAGAUAAUCUUUCAGGAAAUCAUCAUGAUGAACGUUACGACGGCCAUGUUUUCGCUGUCCUGUUCAACAAAUGUGACGGCAACACCUCUUGGAGGUUAUAUCAUCACCUGGAAGAUGGCUAUGGUCACUCUUAUUACAGUCCCGCUCUCGGCCAUCACCAUCAUUGGCAACAUCUUGGUUAUUGUUGCCUUCCAGGUCAAUCCUCUCCUCAGGACAGUCAGUAACUACUUCCUGUUGAGCUUGGCUGUGGCAGACCUUAUCCUGGGUACCAUCUCAAUGAACCUAUACACCACUUACAUUGUGAUGGGACGCUGGACAUUAGGCAGUCUGGCCUGUGAUGUGUGGCUGGCUGUGGAUUAUGUAGCAAGCAAUGCUUCAGUCAUGAACCUGCUAGUCAUUAGCUUUGACCGUUACUUAUCCAUCACGCGACCUCUGACUUACCGGGUCAGCCGCACAAACAGAAGGGCAGCACUGUUUAUUGCUCUGGCAUGGGGUAUAUCUUUCCUGCUUUGGGCACCAGCCAUAUUGUUCUGGCAGCACAUAGUAGGUGAAAGGACAGUGCCUGAGGAUCAGUGUGCAAUCCAGUUCCUGUCUGAGCCUGUGAUUACAUUUGGGACAGCCAUUGCCGCUUUCUACUUGCCUGUCAGUGUGAUGGUGGGUCUGUACUGGCGAGUGUACCAAGAGACAGAGAGACGUUCGCGGCAACUGGCUGGGUUAAUAGCGUCCCGUGGGGGUGACUCAAACAAGUCAUCACAGUCCCAGUCCAGUAACAGCUAUGCAAGCGACCUCGAAGAAACGAGGGUUCAGGUAACCAUCCAGCCAGAGCCAGAAGAGAGCAUUAGAACCCUGAGUCCCUCCCUCACCCAGUGCACAGCAGCAUGGUGGAAGAAGAGUAGGAUACAGUACACUGGAGCUCCAUCACACACUGUAAACAGCCCCACACAAACUGGCAUAGACUGUAUCCUCAACAGUGAUGAUGGGCAGAAAAAUGCUACAUAUAUUCCUCUUGCUCAGAUUACUAAGAGGAUGGACUUACUGAAUGAUUCUGAUGUUGAUUCUGAUGGUAUCCAAUUGGCAAACUGCCAAUCAGACAGUCAACAGUCCCUCAGACAAUGUCCCACUACAACUACAGGAGCGUCACCUCUUUCACAGACAGUGACACAGAAAAUUCGUAAGCCACGUAGCUGGUCGCUGAUCAGAGAGAAGAAAGCUGCACGGACCCUGUGUGCCAUCCUACUGGCCUUCAUCGUGACAUGGACACCCUACAACAUCAUGGUGCUGGUGUCUACAUUCUGUGAGCACUGUGUUCCUGAGAGGCUCUGGCAGUUGGGGUACUGGCUUUGCUACGUCAACAGCACAGUGAACCCAGUUUGCUAUGCAUUCUGCAACAAGCACUUUCAAAUCACCUUCAAGGCUCUGUUAUUCUGCAGGUGGAGGGAGCAGAGGAAGGGGAAAAGAUGGACUUUUUCACAGGACAGUUAGUCAACUCACUGGAGACUGUGGGUUCCUCUCAUUUUUUAAUUGCACUUCCUUGUUUUCUUUCUUUGCAUCCUCAGAGAGGGGAGCUAAUAAGAUACAAGCACAAGGGAAUUUAGCAAAUGAGACAUCCUUGCUCUUUGAAGUGCAGUUUUUGAGGCUUGUUGCACAACUGCAUGGACUAUCACUCAACAUUACACACGUCUUACACACAGUGUAAUUAAUUUACCAUCAGUCAAAACAUUAUUUCAUGUGUACAUUGCCUUCUUAAACAUUGAUGUUUAAGCCUACAAAAUUGUAUACCAUUAACUUACCUAUGGGCAUAUCAUAAGGACAUGUACAUUUAACCCAUCAUUUUUUAUUUAUUAUUAUUUUCCUAUCUGUUUUUGGGGAGGUGCACAAUGUUUUACCAUCAUGAGCUACAAAAAAAGACUUACUGUGUAUAUGAGGUGAGUGAUAUCCCUACUUCCAAAUUCCUCUGAACAAAUGUAAAGAAUUUAUAUGUUCAUGAUAAUGAUGAUGGAUCAGUGUCCAGGGCUGAAGAAUGUAGAACUGAGUAUUAAAAAGAACAAUUUUUUAUAAAAUUGUCAAGAUUUUUGUUGCUUGCAUAAAGGUGUGGAUUUCUUG
Ictalurus punctatus (channel catfish) is the source of this 3468-nucleotide messenger RNA. RefSeq names its product cholinergic receptor, muscarinic 1a (gene chrm1a). The coding region runs from base 1390 to 2847 and encodes 485 amino acids. Gene Ontology annotation, biological process: chemical synaptic transmission; adenylate cyclase-inhibiting G protein-coupled acetylcholine receptor signaling pathway; G protein-coupled receptor signaling pathway, coupled to cyclic nucleotide second messenger. Gene Ontology annotation, cellular component: plasma membrane; dendrite; synapse. The record is from RefSeq and is a predicted model, not a curated record. The transcript has 3 exons. Lineage: Eukaryota; Metazoa; Chordata; Actinopteri; Siluriformes; Ictaluridae. Gene Ontology annotation, molecular function: G protein-coupled acetylcholine receptor activity; G protein-coupled serotonin receptor activity.